UCCACACAUGCACAUGCACGUCAACCCCACGAUUCGCGAGCAACCUCUCUCCAUUCUCCACCACAUCCACCACAAUGCCGGUAACCGGUCUCUACUUCAUCGCGGAGCAAACAUCGACCAGCAACUCGCCGCCCAUAAACAUCACGCUCUUGGACCGGCUCCAGAAGCGGCACCAGCCGAUAGCCGCAGGAGGGUACCGCCUCGACCACCGGCUCCUACGUUCCACCGCGCCAUCCAGCGGCUCCAGCGGCUCUAGCGGCGGCCCCGACGGCUCCAGCGGGGGCGGCCCCUCCCCACCGGCGUUCCUGCAGUACCUCGAGAUCCCGCACCUCUCGCCGAUCCCGUUCGCUUUGUGCGGGAGCGCAAUCGUGACGAUCGACCGAGACUUCGCGCAGAUCCUCAAGACGAAGCUGAGCACGCUGUGGACGCUGCGGCAGACGCUGCGGGCGGAGGGCCACUGCUACGAGGUCGACGACUUCCGCGUGCGCGUCGGCCGUGUCAUGGGUGAUCAGGUGCGCGGCGUGGUCGUCGAGGUCGAGUAUCUGCCUGUUGAUACCAUGAAUGCCGGCGAGGCCGUGCUGAAGGACUUUAUUGAGGGACUACAGCUGCCGUUUCCUGGCAGGUGGGUGCUGGGGACGGAGAAGACGAAGGAGUGGACCGUGCUCGAUACCGGGAGGCUGUAUUGUGAGCUGUUAAGGUUCCGAUGAGAUGGGAGCGACGGUUUGGCGACGCGCCUGGAGUGCGAGGUCAUGCUGCUGCUGGAAAAACCGUACAGUCAUUAUCUCUCUGAUUUCCUGGCGCAUAUCCGAAAGAUGCGUGAGAGCCGAGCACAUACAAGGCCUAAAUGACUCCAUUGUGAAUGGGAUAUCCUUACAGUACUCAAGAGAGCAAGCAAUUACAUGUGUACAUAACAGACCCCUCCACAAUCGAGACCCCUCUCGUACGAAU
This is a messenger RNA of Tricharina praecox, 948 nucleotides long. Its product is annotated as mediator complex, subunit Med20. The record is from RefSeq and is a predicted model, not a curated record. Gene Ontology annotation, cellular component: mediator complex. The transcript is spliced from 2 exons. The coding region runs from base 75 to 707 and encodes 210 amino acids. Gene Ontology annotation, biological process: regulation of transcription by RNA polymerase II. Gene Ontology annotation, molecular function: transcription coactivator activity. NCBI's taxonomy places the organism in Eukaryota, Fungi, Ascomycota, Pezizomycetes, Pezizales, Pyronemataceae.